This is a messenger RNA of Malaya genurostris, 561 nucleotides long. RefSeq names its product large ribosomal subunit protein bL20m (gene mRpL20). The record is from RefSeq and is a predicted model, not a curated record. Gene Ontology annotation, biological process: translation; ribosomal large subunit assembly. Bases 103 to 507 code for a protein of 134 amino acids. Gene Ontology annotation, cellular component: ribosome. Lineage: Eukaryota; Metazoa; Arthropoda; Insecta; Diptera; Culicidae. The transcript is spliced from 4 exons. Gene Ontology annotation, molecular function: structural constituent of ribosome; rRNA binding.
UUGCCACGUGGGGCGAAUAGAUGACAUAAGUGCUUUUUGUUGAUCGUCGCAUUUAUGAUUCAAAAUUAUACUUUCCUCUGUUUAACAUUAACAAUUCUUUAAAUGGUAUUCACGACAGUAGUAAACCUAGUCCGGUCUCGGGGACCAGAUGAGUUCUGGCGAAAGAGGAAAAUUUUCAAACUAGCAGCUCACUACAUGGGCCGUCCACGAAACUGCUACUCAAUAACUAUUCGGAGCGUACACCGAGCCCUCGCGUACGCGACCAAAGGUCGAGCUUUGAAAAAGCAAGACAUGCGAGAACUUUGGACACAGCGUAUAAAUGCCGGCUGCGAGCAGCAUGGCAUGCAGUACGAUGCAUUCCAGAGCGGUCUGUACCAAAACGAGAUUUUACUGAAUAGAAAAGUUCUGGCUGAUCUGGCCAUAUGGGAACCGAGAACUUUUGAAGCACUGGCGCGUAUUAGUCAAACAGCCGCUCCGGAAGAUGAUGAUACCUCACCAAAACAAUAAAUUAAAAUGCAUACGUAGUUUAUAUCAAAAGAAAAUAGUUCAAUGCUUAUAAUA